This is a messenger RNA of Dentiscutata erythropus, 645 nucleotides long. Lineage: Eukaryota; Fungi; Glomeromycota; Glomeromycetes; Diversisporales; Gigasporaceae. The record is from the annotation of a GenBank genome assembly.
UUGGAGAUUCUUGAGGAGUUUACUGAGCCCGAUUCUCAAUCCAGCACUUCGUCAAUAGUUGGGAAGAUGGGAAAGCAACUUACUAUCCAAUCUCAGGAAAUUAUUGAUGAGGAGAUGACGGAUGCGGAUAAUGGUUCGAAGGACAAAAGCGUCGGUAUAGCUGAAGGACCUCAAAAAAGACCUAUCGAAGUUAACUCUGAAGAGGCGAAUACCACUCAAGAUAAAUCUCCCAGUAAGAAGCCAAAGAAGGAAGUUAAAAACGAGGAUUCCCAGAUGCUGAAACGACUUAUCAAGGAGUUAACUACUAAUAGUCCGCAGGUAUCUGAAAUUAGUGAAGAAGCGAUGUCUAGGUCAUCUGAAGAUUUACUUUAUUUAUAUAAUAAUAUUACUAAUUCUGAAUUGCGAAAAGAGAUUGCAAGUAGAGAAGUUAUCAGGUCAUAUUUUUUGUUUGGAAAAGCGGUAUCACAACGUUUUGAGUAUUAUUAUGAAAAAUCGCGUAAUUUACAACAAGCUCAAAUAGACGUUAACGAUGAGCUAAAAGAAAAACUCCCCGACGCUUCUGAGAAUGCCCGUAACAAAAGAAAGGAAAGAGCCCAGAAAAUUUAUUUCCUUUUCAGUAGCAUAGGUGUCGAAAAAAUAGAAUUG